AGUCUGCACUACGCUCUCGAGUGGACAACACCAAACCGACUGAUCAGCAUGACCGGGCGUCUUGUGGCCGGUAUAAAUGCUACCAGAGUGGCUGGUGGCCGGCGGGGUCAGUAAGAGCUCUGCCGUAAUUACGGUACCUGCUUUUGUGUGUCAAAGCUCUGCAACACAGAACGCCGGGAUCGGCAGAAUUAUUGGCGUCUUACGUUGAUCUGACAUUGAGUCAGGUCAUCAUGAAGGCGGACAAAUUCACCCUGCUGCAUCACUUCGAAGGCUUCCCGAAGUCAAACGACUUCCGUCUGGAGUCUGAGGAGCUGGGCGGUCUGAAGCCGGGCCAGUUCCUCUGUCAGGCCGAGUAUCUGAGCGUCGACCCGUACUUGCGGCCCUUCUCGAAGCGUUUGAAUCCGCCGUCCACCAUGAUCGGCGCUCAGGUGGCCAAGGUGCUGGAGAGCAAGAACGACAAGUACCCGGCCGGCUCCUACGUUGUGGCCGGUAACUUGGGCUGGCGGACGCUGAGCGUGGCUGAAGAUCAGCCGGAGGAUGGGCGAUCGUUCACCGGCCUCGAGCCGCUGCCUGAUCUUGGAGGCCUGCCGCGCUCCUACGCUCUAGGCGUCAUCGGCAUGCCGGGAGUCACCGCCUACUUCGGCUUCCUGGAGCUGUGCCAGCCCAAGGAGGGCGAGACGGUGGUGGUGACGGGCGCGGCCGGCGCCGUCGGCAGCCUGGUCGGACAGAUCGCCAAGAUCAAGGGCUGCCGCGUGAUCGGCUUCGCGGGUACGGACGACAAGUGUGCCUGGAUCCGCCAGCUCGGAUUCGACGUGGCCAUCAACUACAAGACGUGCGCCGAUAUCGACGCUGCUCUGAAAGAGGCUGCACCCAAGGGGAUCGACUGUUACUUCGACAACGUGGGCGGCAUGCUCAGCCACCGGAUUCGGCAGCAAAUGAACCUAUUCGGGCGUUCCUCCGUGUGCGGCGCCAUCUCCAGCUACAACGACAAGACGGGCCAGGGGGCGCAGGUGCCCGCGCCUGAGAUGGACAUCGUCUUUAAGCAGUUGCGAGUCGAGGGUUUCGUCAACGAUCGGUGGUGGCACCGGCGUGAAGAGGCCUUCAAAGACAUGGUCGCCUGGGUACGCGAGGGGAAGAUCAAGGUUCAGGAGACGGUUACGACAGGCUUCGAGAAGAUGCCUCAGGCAUUUAUUGGUAUGCUGAAAGGCCAAAACACGGGCAAAGCAGUUGUGAAGGUGUGAAAAGAAGCAUGAUGAGAUGAAAUGAAAGGCAAGAAUUACAUGAAACCUCGUGUCUCGUGGUGUUAUUUGAUCAGCGAAUGGUCAGAUUGCAGUGAAGUAAUCUGCUUUGUGAUACUAAUAUCUUUCGUAUAUUUCUUUCACGUCCCUCUGUUAUAGGCACACUGUGUUCGAAACGCUUGGCUUUGGGGUCAUGCUGGUCGCUGUCUUCGCUUGAAUACAUCUAGAUUCGUACGAUACGUACAUCUUACA
Molecule: messenger RNA, 1490 nt
Organism: Amphibalanus amphitrite
Lineage: Eukaryota; Metazoa; Arthropoda; Thecostraca; Balanomorpha; Balanidae
Product: prostaglandin reductase 1-like
Exons: 2
Coding region: 231-1241 (336 amino acids)
Biological process (GO): prostaglandin metabolic process
Cellular component (GO): cytoplasm
Molecular function (GO): 15-oxoprostaglandin 13-reductase [NAD(P)+] activity; 2-alkenal reductase [NAD(P)H] activity
Source: RefSeq, a predicted model, not a curated record